This is a messenger RNA of Chondrus crispus (carragheen), 2037 nucleotides long. RefSeq lists its product as hypothetical. Lineage: Eukaryota; Rhodophyta; Florideophyceae; Gigartinales; Gigartinaceae. Gene Ontology annotation, molecular function: DNA-binding transcription factor activity, RNA polymerase II-specific; RNA polymerase II cis-regulatory region sequence-specific DNA binding. Gene Ontology annotation, cellular component: RNA polymerase II transcription regulator complex. The transcript is spliced from 5 exons. Bases 1 to 2037 code for a protein of 678 amino acids. The record is from RefSeq and is a predicted model, not a curated record. Gene Ontology annotation, biological process: regulation of transcription by RNA polymerase II.
AUGCGCGAAAAACGGCGGUCGCCUGCGGAAUGUUUCGCGCCAAAACGAUUACGUCCACGUACUGCUCCAAAACGUCGAGGACGCAUGCCUCUCUUGUUGCUCUCGCCAUGCUUCUUGCUUUGGUGCCCUAUUGUGCCACCCGCAUUGCCUCGGCAUGCCCGUCACCGUUCGCAUCCUUCGCAUCGUCAUAUCAACGCAUUGUCUUCACGUCCUUGGUCUUCUAACAAUUUCCAAUACCAUCGCGCUCACUCUAAUGCCCGCAUGUUCUCCCAUCUCGCGCAUCGGAUCCUUAUCACCCGUGCUUCAAUUUUGUAUUACAGAUUCGUCGCUGCGUACGGCCAGUCCUCGUCUUCACAGGAGAUCUGUCUCGAUGCUGCAGCGGUCUCCCUUGGUGUCGAGCGUCGCCGCAUUUACGACAUUGUUAACGUUCUCGAGAGCGUAGGCAUCGUUAUCCGCAAAGCGAAGAAUUGUUACUUAUGGAAGGGGUUUCAUCAAAUUCAUUCUAAGCUCGCAGACCUCAAUCAGAAAGCUUCACGGCUUUCUCUCACAGAAAACGCAAUCCCCUCCUUGUCUCAGUCCUCUGCAGACAGGAGCCUCUCCGGAUCUGCACCUUCCUCCCUCGAAACCGAUAACGGCCUUGAGCCGCAGAAGCGUGUGAGGACAACCGGAGGCCGAAAGGAGAAGUCACUAGGAGUCCUUUCACAGCGAUUUGUUCAGCUUUUCUUGCUUGCCGGUGAACGGCCUGUGUCACUGGACCAGGCCGCAAUUCAGCUUCUAGGCAGGUCACCACAUGCGUCAAAACUGCUAAAGACAAAGGUUCGUCGCCUUUACGAUAUUGCAAACAUUCUACUUUCACUCAAUCUCGUCGAGAAGGUCCAUACCACAAACCGCAAGCCUGCAUACAAGUGGCUUGGUCCUGGAAAUCCUGAUAAUAUUGGGACUGGUUUGAAGAGAGGCGCCGACGAGAGCACGAGUGCGCCUGCACCAAAACGACGCAAGUCAUUUGCGGGCCCAAUCCCCAACAAUUCUGCACACGGUGCUCCAAAUGCAAUUGGGUUCGACGCGAUGACACUGAAGAAGCUAGACGCUGUUCUGCAAACAUUUCCGAAAGGCUAUUCACAGCGAUGGCGCGAUUACGUCGAAAAGCUUCAGACUAUGCUAAUAGAGGGGAAGGUCACCUUAGCGAAGGCGAAGGAGUGUGUCGCAGGGCUUCUUGAGGAAGCUCAGGAUAAUGUAGUGGACAAUGACGAGGGACAGUCGCAUCCACAAGCAACGGCUUCUUGUAGUGAGCCAGCAACUGACAUGCAAGAAAGUGGCCAACAAGACUCCCCAACUCAGCUCAUGGUGGCGCAACAGCUCUCUGCGCUUGCAGCGAGGCCAUUAGCGGCGACUGCCGAGGUGGAAACUCCCGUAUCUGAAGGGCUUGCGAAGGCGGAGAGCCAAGGGAAUGACACGCAGCAGUCAACACCUGCGGAUGCGCCUGCGAAGACUAGCUCACACAACUCUGCGCUGGAACGUACAGAAUCUGUCGGAGGAGACGUUGAAAGUACGCCAUGUGGCGGUUCGGCACAAGACGAGACUGCUGAACCUCCCACGGCAAGCUCCGGUGCUUCCGGUGCGUCUCUUGCCGUCCAAGGGUCACCACUAGCGGCCCUUGGAGCAAUGUCAAUGCCAUUUACGUGGACUCCGGCAGAUGUGGAUCAGUAUAUGGAACAGGCGCGAGAAGCAGGGCCCAUGUUUGCGGAGGCGGCCGAAAAAUGGAAGCAAGACCUGUUAAAAUGGCAAACGUCGCACAUAAACAAUAAUAAGUUAAGAGACGUCAGAAUCAUGAGUUGCUAUAGAAUUUCACUCAGCCGGAAUCGACUCUGUUCAUCUACCACAGUAACAAGCGACAGAUGUAGGCCACUGCGCGCAAAACCCCAAUCACCUCAUGCGAGACAACUGACUUUUGUAGAUGACCACACACUUGCGAUAUCCAGAGUCAUCUGUAGCGGCUGCCGACGACUUCACCGCAAGUUGUGCGAACUCGCGUACUGA